Messenger RNA from Lactuca sativa (garden lettuce), 2190 nucleotides. RefSeq lists its product as uncharacterized. NCBI's taxonomy places the organism in Eukaryota, Viridiplantae, Streptophyta, Magnoliopsida, Asterales, Asteraceae. Gene Ontology annotation, molecular function: protein dimerization activity. The record is from RefSeq and is a predicted model, not a curated record.
AUGGCACAAACAACCACACAACCAUCACCUACACAACCAACACAGGAUACGGUUCCCAAAACGCAAGCGAGAGGUAGUCAGAAAGCUAGAGGAAAAGAGAAAAAGAAAAGGAAAGCGAUCGUGGAAAGUGAAGAAGAAGCUCCACUAUGGUGGACACCAGAGGAGGAGUAUGCAUUGGCGGUGGCAUGGAGCGAGCCUUCAAAAAAUCCAACUGUAGGAAAUGAUAUGAGGAAAACUGGUUUUUGGGAAGCAGUCCUCGAAAAUUUUCAUGCGAUUUUGAAGAAACAACCAUAUUGCAAUGUCGAUAUGCUUUGUAGCAAGUGGACUCCAAUCAGUCGUCGGUGCACCAAGUUUAAUUUGAUUUUCAUGAGACUUUCUUCGCAAAAUCAAAGUGGUGCGAAUGAUUUCGAUUUGUUCAAAGUCGGGAGGGAAGAAUUGCACAUCGAAAUGGGGGCACGCUUUCCACCACAAGUUAAAAAAAGAAAGUUUGUAAGUUCUAGUAAUGUACGGGGUCCUAUUGAUGAUGUUUAUAAGUCGGACCAUGGAAAAGGAAAGCAAACUACAUUGGAUAAGAAUAAUCCAAUUAAAGAGAAGUUGAAGAAGGUAGCUUGGAAAAAGAUUGCGAUUUGGGCUUAUUCAGUAGGCUUACCUUUCAAUGUCGUACGUGAUGAAGGUUUCCAAGAUGCAAUCAAUGCCAUUGGAGAAUAUGGAAGAGGCAUGCCGGCUCCAAGUUAUCAUAAUAUACGGGUGACAUUGUUAAAGGACGUGUUAGAAGAUACCCACAAGUUUGUGGAUUCGUUUCGACCACAAUGGAAGAAAUUUGGAUGUAGCAUUAUGUCUGAUUUUUGGACAGAUGUUUUUCUAAAGUCGAUUGAUGCAUCGGAGCAUAUACAUAAUGUUGAAUAUAUUGUGAAGAAGGUAAAUGAGGUGAUAGCAGAAGUUGGAGAGGAAAACGUUGUGCAGUUUAUUACAGACAACGGUUCAAACUACAAAGCUGCAGGAAAGAUUUUGGAAGAACAACAUCCAAAAUUAUUUUGGACUCCAUGUGCAGCACACUGUGUGAAUCUCAUUGUACAAGAUAUUGGGAAGAAAGAAGCAACAAUCGCGACCGCUUUGACUGAAGCAAGAGCUAUUGUGGUUUAUAUUUAUAACCAUGGAAGGAUUCUCAAUAUGAUGAGAAAGUUGACAAAGAAUACAGAGUUGCACAGGUCUUGUGUAACUAGAUUUGCUACCCAAUUUUACACCUUACAGAGUGUCCAUGAGAAUCGACACCAUCUCCAAGUUUUGCUUGUAUCUGAGCAAUGGAGAAAAAGUUACUUUGCAAAGAAAGCUCCUGGAAAGAGAGUUGAGAAGAUAGUAUCAAAGCAAUCUUUUUGGGAUGGUGUAUAUUUAGCUUGCCAAAUAAAUGCUCCAUUGGUGGAUAUUGUUCGUUUGGUUGACACAGAAGAAGGACCGUGCAUGGGGUACAUCUAUGAUGCGAUGAGUCGAGCACAAGAUCAAAUAAGCAAAAAUCUAAAUGAUGGGAAUAAUGACAAAAAAAAAAGACUGGCAGCUGGGUGUUUCCUUAAUCCUGCAAUUUUUCAUGGAGAUAAGUCAAAGGAAUAUGAGGCCAAUAAACAGAUUAUGACCGGAAUUUAUGUUGCUAUUGACCGUCUUGUUCCCGAUGAAGAUGAAAAUGAUACUUUGAGACAAGAAUUGAAUCUCUACAUUGAUUUAAGUGGACAAUUUGGAUCCCCAGCUGCUAAAAGGAGUAUGACAAAAGUUGCACCAUAUAUGGUGGCGUCUUAUGGGAUAGAUACACCUAUCUUACGAAAGUUUGCUAUCAUGGUUCUUAGUCAAACUUGUAGUGCUUCACCUUGUGAACGGAAUUGGAGUACAUUUGACAAUCUACAUUCUAAGAAAAGAAAUUGUCUUUUGCAACAAAAACUAAAUGAACUUAAUGAUGAUUGGACAAUACCAACGGAAGAUGAGCUUCAAGACUUUGUGGAUGGUGGUGAUGACCUUCUUUGGUCAGAUGUGCAAGAAGCAAUGGGAGCGAAUGUAGACGCUCAACCAAAUAUUAGGAGCGAACGAGAGCAUUAUAGAGACGAUGAUGGUGAUGAUAUUACAGAUGUGGGGAACGAUCUUGAUGAAGAAGUGAAUGCUUUGGAUGAUGUUGACUCGGAAGCCGAACCCGUUCCAUGCGAUUAA